Messenger RNA from Acomys russatus (golden spiny mouse), 928 nucleotides. RefSeq lists its product as uncharacterized. Lineage: Eukaryota; Metazoa; Chordata; Mammalia; Rodentia; Muridae. The record is from RefSeq and is a predicted model, not a curated record. The transcript has 2 exons. Bases 29 to 892 code for a protein of 287 amino acids.
UGCUGCUGCUGCUGGUCCCUGCUGAAGGAUGUGCCUGCCAGGGAUAAAGACGGGAAUUCUGAUUAAUAAUAAGCCAGAAAGAAGAAAGAGCAGCCAGUUCCUACCAGCAAAGCCAGAGGCACAGACGCUAAGCAAUGCGGCACUCCCCGGCAUCCAUCAGCCCUGGCUUCCGCGGAGGUGGUGGCGGCAGCGGGGGCGACAGCAGCAUCAACUCCUCUCAGAGGGAUCGAGCAAGCAGAGAGAGCCGGUGGCUGCGACCCGGGAUGAGGAUUGUACCUCAGUCUCAGCCUCAGCCACCUCAUUCAAGGACAGCCCGCCGCCUGUGCCAGCAGGAAGGGUGGGGACCGGCAAAGCUAGGACCACUGCUGUCCCAGGUCCUUGCCCGGCCCAGCCAUUUUCGCCUUCGGGAGAGGAAGGAGGGAGGGAACUGAAACGCCGGGACGAAGCAGGCCACGAGGGCUGCGACUGCCUUUACCUUUGUGCGCCCAAGCGGUGGCACUGGAGAGGGCCGCACCAGCUAUCCCAGGGCGCCCAGAGCCUCUGGGUCCCGCGCGCCCCUGGGGCUGCUGCCGCCACUCCUGCGCCCGCUGCUGUUAAAAGAGGACUCGGCUCAGCCCAACUCCUGAUUAUCCCAGCAGAGAGCUCACAGCGAAGCGACGUAAGCGCUCUAAGCGCUCGCGCACGCACUCUGCUCCUCUCUCUCUGCCUCUUAGGGGUAGGACCGCAAUUUGGGAGGCAUUCAAAUAUUCUUAGCCCCAAGUUUAGCCUGAUUCAGGUCCCCAGGUCCCAGCCAGGGCUGGCUACAAUUGGUCUGGAGGGACAGCCAACGCCUCCCAGACUCCCGACGCCCCUUGUUCACCCUUUGUGUGCACGACCCCAGAGUGCCUGGUAGAGUAGCCCUUGCUCUUGCUCUGUAAUUGAGGUAGAU